AUAUAUAAAUAUAGUAUUUAUAAUAUAUAUUAUGUAUAUAUAUAGAAUGUAUAGCAUUAACCUAAUAACUGCACGCUCAAAUGUGAAUGAGUGUGUCGGCAUUGUUGAGAGCUGCUGUAAUUUUUGAAAUAAAUAAAAAAAAACCUCUAAUUACUGUAACUGCGUAUGAGAUGAACUGGUUAAAAGAUUGAAGCUGAAAAUUGGCGCUGUUAGAAAAUUUGAUUUCAGUUUGGGCCUGGAAUUUAGAGACGAAUGAAGCUUGUGUGGAACUGACUACGCAUAUUUGAAAACGAAGUGUAAUUAAACUAAGGGAAAUCAAAAAAAUUCAAACAUGAUUGAUAAACGGAAAGCAACGGAAAUAAAUUUGCCACGUCUCGGGCAACGUCACGUACAAAUUUUCUUGCUAUUCACUUCAAUCAUAGUAAAUUAUGUUGCCAAAUUCAAUGCAGGAGUAGCUGUGGUGGCGAUGACCGAUGCGGCGACUACAAAUCCCAACUUUCCGGAAUACAAGUGGAGUGACAUGCAGAAAUCGUAUAUAUUGUCGAGCUUCUUCUGGGGUAAUUUUAUUACACAAUUCCCCGGUGGUUAUCUCUGCCGUCGCUUGGGCGCCAAACGUACGAUGUUUAUUUCAACACUAGGCUCUUCAUUAUUUGCUCUUCUUCCACCGCUCUGCGUUAAUUGGGGCGGUUGGGGUAUCUACUGUGGCAUACGUAUUGUACAGGGACUCUUUCAAGGGUUUCUCUUUCCCUGCAUACACGCACAUCUCGCAGCCUGGUGUCCGGUGAGUGAACGCAAUCGAUUGGGCGCACUGGCCAAUACGGGCAUUGAAUGCGGUACGUUGCUCUCCAUGUUCAUAAGUGGCUUAAUUGCGGCCUCAAGCAUCGGUUGGCCAGGAUUGUUCUAUGUAUCUGGUGCCUUGGGUUUAGUUUGGUGUCUCGCUUGGUUGUUCUUAGCCGCCAAUAAGCCAGCAGAUUCGCAAUUUAUUACAAACGCAGAACUUGAUUACAUAGUGUCCUCGCAGAAUAGCACGAAAAAAGUGGAGUCGGAUGAAGUAGAGCAAACGAUUCCAGUGCCUUGGCAUGCUAUAUUGACUUCGUUGCCAUUUUGGGCCUUAGUAGUGGCACGUUCCGCGCAUUCUUGGGGUUUCUCGACGCUGCAAGCUGAACUGCCUUCUUAUAUGAAGGGUGUGCUGAAUAUGGACAUGAAGAGCAACGCUUUGUACUCGGCGCUGCCUUAUUUGGCAAUGUGGUGCAUGUCCUACAUUUAUCUGGUUGUUUCGGAUGUGCUACUCAAUCGUAAGAUAGUCUCACUCACUAUUAUACGCAAGACUUUCAAUACAAUCGCCUUUUGGAUACCGGCUACCGGUCUCGUAUGCAUUGGACUCCUCGGAGAGGGGCAGACGAGUUUUGCUAUUGUUCUAAUGACGCUAAGUGUGGGCUUGAACGCUGGUGCUACUAUCGGCAGCGCUCUGAACACCAUUGAUCUCUCGCCGAAUCAUGCAGGAAUUCUUAUGGGCAUCGUGAACUCAGCUGCCAAUGUGAUACCGAUACUCACGCCGCUGCUAGUCGGUCUGGUGGUGAAGGAUGAGCAUAAUCGCGUACAGUGGCAGUUAGUCUUCAUAAUAUCAGCUGUCGUCUUUGCUUCGGGUAACUUGUUCUAUUUGAUUUUUGGCAAGAUGUACCUACAGCCCUGGGAUGAUAAAGAUUAUCUAUCGAAGAAAAGUGAUAAAAAUUCCGAGCUGCCGCAUAAAGAGUAUGUUCCAGCUAUAAGCAGUUGAUGAGCUCUAACUUUAAGGAUGUAAAUCUAUGUUAUAUCAAAAAUACUUUUGCACACCUACUUCUUAGAAAUGUAAAGGGUGUUUUUUUAAACCUGUGGUUUUCAAGAAGAAAUAAAACGCAUAUAAUUUAGUGUUUUA
Bactrocera oleae (olive fruit fly) is the source of this 1915-nucleotide messenger RNA. Its product is annotated as putative inorganic phosphate cotransporter. Gene Ontology annotation, biological process: monoatomic anion transport; transmembrane transport. Gene Ontology annotation, molecular function: transmembrane transporter activity. The record is from RefSeq and is a predicted model, not a curated record. Lineage: Eukaryota; Metazoa; Arthropoda; Insecta; Diptera; Tephritidae. Gene Ontology annotation, cellular component: membrane.